Molecule: messenger RNA, 1521 nt
Organism: Lytechinus pictus (painted urchin)
Lineage: Eukaryota; Metazoa; Echinodermata; Echinoidea; Temnopleuroida; Toxopneustidae
Product: cytochrome P450 1A1-like
Exons: 7
Coding region: 499-1521 (340 amino acids)
Biological process (GO): progesterone metabolic process; hormone biosynthetic process
Molecular function (GO): iron ion binding; heme binding; steroid 17-alpha-monooxygenase activity
Source: RefSeq, a predicted model, not a curated record
GUCUUUAUGGAAAUUUGAGAGCCUUUGAAUGGGUAAAGAAAAAGCAGGGUCAGAGUCCUUUCUUGGUAUAUAAUACUUCCCAUUUAUAUCAGACUGAUACCUUACUACCAAAACGUUUAUUUUCCCUUCUGUUCGCCAUUUGUAUAACCACGGGCACGGCUUUCUUAAAGAUUGUGUAUGUGCAGAUAUCCACUCUGUACGCAUACGGCAUAAUAUGCACGGUCACAGUUACUGUAUACACAUCUGGGAAGUAAGAACUGCGUCCGUAAUGUGUUGGACUUGGACUUGGAAGUUUCACAAACGCAUACCUAGCAGAGAUGUUUGCAUUUGAGGGUUUCAUAUUUCGCGGUUGAUUUGAUGAUAAUUGGUCGAUUUAUGCCAACUGUGAGCAGCUAGCUUAAGUCUGCCUUCGGACGUGUUUGGCGGCUCAUUUGAAACACAAGAUAAAAGAGCGAUCUGUCCGUAGCAUAAAACCAAACGGCAAAACAUUACGACGCGAUGACGACGCUAGCGUCUUUUCUGGAUUACGGCAACGUCGCAUCGUUGACGUUCUGCGGCAUCGUUCUGUUGGCGUCCUUAGCCAUCUGGAGCAUGAUUCGACCCCAAGGUUUCCCGCCAGGCCCUAUUGGAUUACCCUUCUUGGGGAGCGUUUUAUCGAUGACUGCCAGCCCCGAAGAGGUUUUCGAGCGAUGGAGCAAGCGAUACGGUGACGUGUUCGGGUUCAAGGCCGGUGAGAGGUUAAUCGUGGUCAUCAACCACGGGGACGCUAUCAGAGAAGCCCUCAUCAAACACGGCAUCGAAUUCGCCGGAAGGCCCGAUUUCUUCUCCUUUAAAGUGUUCACCUAUGGGUUUAAAGACAUCAUCUUCAGCUCCUACUCAGACACGUGGAGACUCCAUCACAAAUUUGCCAAUUCGGCUCUCAGACAGUACGCUUCCGGUAAGCGCCUGGAGGAACUUCUACACGGUUCCAUUCUCAAGAUGAAAGGUUAUCUUGCCAAGAUUGAUGAAAAGGAACCCCUGGAUCCUAAACUCGUCAUAACUCUACUUCUCUAUAAUGUCAUGUCGACAAUGUGCUUCGGUAAAGAUUACGACUUCCUUGAUGAGAACUUAAUUGCCUGGAAAGAAAACAACGAGAGGUUGAACCAAGAGUUCGGCUUGGGCGUGGCGGCCGAUUUCUUCGGCUGGGCGCAGUACCUUCCGACGCCGGGGGUGAAGAUGGUCCAUAGGAUGCGAGAUGAGCUCCAUCGGUUCGUCUGGGAGGAGCUGGAGAAUCACAAGAAAAGUUUUGAUCCAGGUAUAUACUCCACUCUAAAUCAGGGAUGUAUUAUUAGAAGAGAAGUCAUCAGCACAGAAGAUAGAAAAAACAAUCAAGAGGGUAGUAUUCCACUCGUCAACCAUGAACCUGCCAAGAGACUCAAAUCUAGACACAGUUUUCUCCGCUCAACAGAAUCCCUUGACGUGCAUGAUGACUCUGCACGGAUGAAAGCGUCACCCUCUGGUCUAACAAUCUCCAAUCUGUGA